UUCAGGCUGGUAUCUUUAACUUUCAAGCAUCUCGGGAAGACGAGGGAAAAAAGGACCUCGGCCCUUUUUAUUAACCCUAAAACACCAACAUUGCCUCGUCGCAGGUCUGUCAACUUGUUUUUAAAAAGUCCAUCUGACGUCAUGUUUUUGUCCGCCCUGGACGAAACAAAUGAUAUUUGAAGCGGGGGCUGAGAGAGAGGAGACGAGGUGGUUGUCGGAUAUCUGAUAGUCUUUCUGCUCUGCCUUUUUUUCCACGCACGGAUUACGCACACAAGUCCGGUUUUUGACAAAAGUGUGGAAAAGUUUGGAUCGGCACUGCAAGUUUCCUAAGAUCUUUACGUGAGGAAUGAAAGCAGGUUCUUGAGCAAAUCAAAGAGCGAAGUCAUCUUGAGAAUGGCGCUGAAGGCCAGGGUGUUGUACGACUUCCACUCGGAGAACCAAGGGGAGAUCUCCAUUAGUGAGAACGAGCUGGUGACCCUGUUCAGUGAGGAGGAGCUGGAGGGCUGGUUGGAAGGGGAGAAUAGCAGGGGAGAUGUUGGCCUCUUCCCAGCUUCCUAUGUGGAGAUCAUUAGGAACCGCAUCACCUCCAACAACAACGGUGUCCCUUCUUCUAAAGUUGUGACCCCCACCCAUGCCACCUAUUCUCAGAAAGGACCUGAAGGAGGGAGCGUUGGCAGCGGCGGGGGCAGCUUCCACACCAGCCAGGGGAGUGAUGACGACUGGGACGACGACUGGGAUGAUAGUUCCCCAGCAACUGACACCCCGAGGGGUAUGGGUACCUCACCCCCUUCCUUGUACCCGGUGACCACCUCCCUGCCGGGCCGGCGGGGCAGCUCGCAGCCACCACAGGCCAAGAGUUCGGCUACGGUGGGGAGGAAUCUAAACAGGUUCUCCACUUUUGUCAAGUCUGGAGGAGAGGCCUUCCUGCUCGGGGAGGCUGCUGCUUUUGUCAAAGAUGGGGACAGGAUCUGUGUCGUCAUGGGCAAGCAUGGACCUGAGUGGCAGGAGGACCCGUACCCCUUCACGUGCACCAUUGAUGACCCCACCAAGCAGACUAAGUUCAAAGGCAUGAAGAGCUACAUGUCCUACGGCUUGACCCCGACACACACCAAUGUUCAAGUCAACCGCAGGUACAAACACUUCGAUUGGCUCUACGCUCGGCUGGUGGAGCGCUUUCCUGUCAUCUCGGUGCCGCAUCUGCCGGAAAAACAGGCCACCGGUCGCUUUGAGGAGGACUUCAUCUCCAAGCGAAGGAAAGGCCUCAUCUGGUGGAUGAACCACAUGACCAGCCACCCUGUGCUGGCCCGCUGCGACGUCUUCCAGCAUUUCCUCACAUGUGGGGUGGAUGAGAAGGCCUGGAAACAGGGCAAGAGGAAGGCAGAGAGGGAUGAGCUGGUUGGGGCUAAUUUCUUCCUCACGAUCAGCACGCCUGCCGUCCCGCUUGACCUUCAGGAAGUGGAGAGCAAGAUCGAAGGCUUCAAGACCUUCACUAAGAAGAUGGACGAGAACAUCGUGGUCGUCAACACCACCAUCAAUGACUUUGCACGCAAGCAGAUGUCGGGAUUCAAGAAGGAGUACCAGAAAGUGGGACAGUCCUUCAAACUCCUUUCACAGUCAUUCGAGAUGGACCAGCAGGUCUACUCGUCGGGUCUGAACAAGGCCAUCGCUUAUACUGGUGACGCCUAUGAGGCCAUAGGAGAGUAUUUUGCAGAUCAACCGCGUCAGGACCUGGAUCCCAUUUCUGAUCUGCUGGAUCUCUACAGAGGACACCUGGCCAACUUUCCAGACAUCAUCCAUGUGCAGAAAGGUGCGCUGACCAAGGUGAAGGACUGCCCCACGCAGGAAGGCGAGCUCCACGACCGCUGCAACAUCAUCUCGUGCGCCACGCUGGCCGAGAUCCAGCACUUCCACCGUACGCGGGUAAGAGAUUUCCGAGCGCAGAUGCAGCACCAUCUCCGGCAGCAGAUCGGAUUCUUCCAGAAAAUCACCGCCAAGCUGGAGGAGGCGCUCCACAGGUAUGACAGCGAGCAGUAGGAUCGGGGGUCAGAUGGGGUGACGGAUGAACUCAUGCUGCAGUAAUGGAGCACAUAUCAUUCCCCACAUCCCGGGACGUCAUGGAUCAUCAUGGAAAAAAAACAUGACCAAGUAAGGCGUGGACAUGUGGGGACGUUGGAAUGUGACAAGGAUGUUCCUGACCCUCGUGGGGACAUUAGAAAGAAUGUGACAAGGACGUUCUUGAUGCUCUGCACGCGUUUUACAACUCAGCACGACUAGAAACGCUUUGAAUAUGAAGGGUGGUGACGUCCGCAGCCUUUCCCUCGCAUUCGCAUUCAUCAUUUCCAUGUAAAGACUGAACACACGUAGAGUGCGAUACGUACAACUACCAAAGUAGGCAAGAGGUAUUGUUGUGAUUGCUGUUUCUUUGUUUGGAGGAAUACGCAAAGACUACAACAAAAAAAUAAACGCAUUCUUUGUGCUGAGGAAGACGCUCCUACAAUUUGGUGGAAAUCUGGCGAAAUAUUCACAAGCCACGAAAUGCAAAUGGUAGAGUCCGAGCCUUCUAUUUCUAAAGACAUCAUCCUUUUCCAUGAACCAGAAAUCAAAUACAGCGUCCCUCGUUUAUCGCGGUCAAUUUGUUCCAGACCCGACUGAAGAGAUGGAAUAUUUUUGACCUGUUUACGACCUUCUAAAUAUAUUUUUGUAACCAUGAAACAGCACCCACCUAGUCACCUUUACACUUGUGUUACCCAGCGUGGUACACAGAAUAACAGAAAAUAAGCAAUCUUAGACAUAAAUGAGAGCGUUGACAGUUGACAGCGUACUUCCUGGUGGAUAUUGUCUCAUCAAUGUAACGUUACUGACGCCAGAAACCAGUGCAGAUACUAUUCCACUGCCGCUGUUCCCGAUUAAGCAGAGACUCACGAUGCACUUCAGUCACUUUAUUAACAAGCACAGAACACAUACGCAGUGAGCAUUCACACAGGAGCUGCUGUCGGCCACUCUCUACACUGCUAACCCGCUGGCUGACGUCACACACGUCACUUCCCAGCUCCCGCUUCUUAAAGGCGCACACAACAGGUCGCAGAGACUGUAUUAGACUUCACGUCGCGUCUUCUGAAUGCCUUAUAUUUGUAUUUUUUUUCAUUUAGCCAAUGUUUUGCUUGAAAAUGCUUAAUUUAGGCCAUGAAUACGUACAAUUUGCUUAAAUGUGCAUAUAUUUUUUAAGUUCGGAAAAAAACGUGAUAGAGUGAGGGUACGAUGUUCAAACCGCGAUGUAACGAGGGACAACUGUACGACACAAAUACACCUUUGGGCUUUUGUGUUUGGGCUUAGAGCUCAGGUCCUUUUCUCUUUUUCGUACUAGAGUCCUGAGGGAAAAAUGGCAUGGUUCCCGCCAUUUUAGGUUAUAGUCCAUGAACUGGGAAGCAGUCUGGAAAACAAACACAUAAAAGGCUCCACGAUUGUAUUUUCACCUGUGCGGAACACUUCCUGCUAUCUUUACUGUACCCCCAUGAACCAGGAAGUAGCCUGCAAACUAACAAACUGAUGAGGAAACAACAAACUUUUGCUUGGAUUUUGGUCAUGACUGAACUUUUCCCCCUCGACCCAGAAUCAAAACUGGUCAUCGUAUAUUCUUACAUCAUCCUCCAUGAACCAGGAAGUGGCUUACUAUCAUAUGGACGGGCACACAAACGCAAAGGUGCCACGCCCGUAACUGUUUUUAACUUUGUUCACAUUUCAACUUUUGCUCUGCCGAAGACGGAGUCUGUGAAAGCAGAAAAACAGAACUCUCUGUUGCCCCGUUCUGUGUAGAUUUGUCUCAUUUUGGACGGACUGACUGCUUGCGUGAAGAAGCAGCUCUACAACGUCGUAGGUCAUGGUAAGAACCGUUUUAACAAAGAUCAUGUCUGACACUUUAAUCCAUUUGGUGUGAGCCGGGGGUGUCCAAACUUUUUCCGGCUGACAGAAAUGAAAGAUGCGGGGUCCACUUUGAUACAUUGUGUGCACGAUGCGCACAUAAAGAUGCUAAAACCAAUCCAAUAUACUCUAGGUCAGGGGUCACCAACGUGGUGCCCGUGGGCACCAGGUAGCCCCCCACGACCACAUGAGGUGCCCGCAGGCCUGCUUUUCAUUCAGGUUUUCAGUUAAUAAUGUGAGAACACUAGAAAGAAAAGUAUUCUGAGACAUAAAAUGUGAGUUGUGGAUACCAGCAUUUUGUGAAUGUUUUGGUAAAACAAGCAUAUUUGAUCUGUUUGGGUUGAAAUAAGGUAUGAAAAUCAUUUCUACAAAAAUGAGUAGCUCGUGGCCAUUUUAAUUUUCUAAAAGAAGCUCUCACAAGAAAAAACGUUGGUGACCCCUGCUCUAGGUCAAUAUAUGCUAAGCUGUUUGGAAAAAUGUUUGGAAAGAUUGUAGCUUUUGCGUUGUAGGUGACAAAGCAAAUACAGUCAUCCCUCGCGAUAUCACUGUUUGAUUAUCACUCCCUCGCUAUUUCACCAGUUUUAUGAAAAUCAUUAAUAAAUGGUUGUUUCAUGGUAGACUGUGGUCUAUUAUUAGUCAAAACUAGGGACGCUCCGAUCAGGGUUUUAUGCUGCCGAUACUGAUGCCGAUCAUUAGGAAUGUAAAUCUCUUUGUGAUUUUUUUUUUGAGGAGACAUUUUUGUGACUCUGUUGAACACAUGUUGUUUUGAGAAGACAAACAAUUUACUAAAUGACCCCAGCAACUAAGCGGAACUACGUUCUUCAUCACCGAAAUCCGACCAGAAGUGGUCUUAGGAGACCAAGUGGGGGGUAAGUCGCUGUUAAUGGACUACACGGUAUUGGGUCGGCAAUACUAUAAAAAAAAAAAAUUGGGUUGGAAGACACAAAAAUAAGGACAUCACAAAUUUGUAUUAUUUUGGUCACUAGGCGGCAGUAUUGACACAAAACAUUGAUGACGAGACAUUACCUUACAUUACACUACCUUAACACUGCAUGACGUCAUGAAGUCAGCCAUGGCAUGUACGACAUGAUAGAGUGAAAAGUUUUGAACAAAUAAAUGUGAGUAAAUAUUUAAUCAAAUAUCUUAUUAAUAAUGAAAUAAUGUAAUUAUCAGUAUAUGGCCCCGGGCCACACUUUGGACACCCCUGGUGCAAGCCUUUCAUUGGAACUUUGCAAUGAAAUAUGUUCUAAAUGACUAUAUUGUUGCUGAGGGUUCUCACUUUAGUUCUGUUCAAUAUUGGACUGGACUGGACUGGACUGGACUGGACUGGACUGUACUGGACUGGAUUGGACUGGACUGGACUGGACUGGACUGUCAUUUCAGGUGUGCUUUCACAUUGCUGGGAAUGAACCCAGUAAUGUUUUGUUAUAAGGGCAAGUGUAGUUAACCUAAAAUGCACACAGUAAGUGUCCAAACACUUCAAUGUAUCACAACAGGGCAGUAUUUCCAUAAAUAAACGGAUAUAGGAUAUAUUCAACUGUGUUAGUCUUUGAUCGUCUCUAGAUAUAAGAUGCUAUCUGUUCUUAUCUGGUGUAUGUCUUUCUAUCCUUCUGUUUAUCAUAAAAUAAUAUCAAUUUGUAUCACUGUGUUCUCAAUCCUCCAAAGGCUAAAUCUGAUAGCGUGCCCAGUGGCGGACACCUGACACCAGCAUCCACAGUGGGUCAGAUGACAAACGCUGGGGGCUCUUCAUUAUUUAGCCCUGCCUCUUCCUCCUUUUUGCUUCCUUUUCAUUUUGCCGUCUUUAACACUGACCCAUUUUUAAUCGGUCGACUGCUCAAAAUCAACAUCUUCAUCGUCAUUUGCAUAACCAAACAGCAGCCUGCAGAACCUGGUCAAAUACACACUCCCUUUUGAUUAUUUGUUACAAAUAAACUGUUGAACAGCCCUGCAGCCAAACCUCCUCCUGUUUUCCUAACCUGGAAACGCCGCGAGACAAACACCUAAGAUAAGUGGUUUGCAAUUAUUUUCUGUCACGCUCCCCCCCCCCCGAAUUGAAAUACCGUUGACAACCUGACAAUAUUUAUUUAUAAGGCAACACUAGCAUGUCAAGAUGCAGGAUUAUUGCACAGGUGUGUCUUAGGCUGGCCACAAUAAAAGGCCAUUCCAAAAUACACAGUUUCACUAUAUUGGCCAAGUGUUGAAAAUGAGUCAGUUUGUUAAACACUCAAAUACCAUAUACGCCGAUCUAGAGCAGGGGGGUCUAAACUUUUUCCAGCGAGGGCCACAUGAAAAAUGAAAGGAUGCAAGGGCCCUUACAAGUAUGAACUUUGCUCUCCUUUUCUCAUUUUUGCUGUUUUUUUUUGUAAUAUUAUGACUUUAUUCCGUUAACAUUUUGACCUUAUUCUCCUAAACUUUUUAAAACCAACCAAAUUUUUCAAAAAUCACAACUUUGUUUCUUAUCAUUUUACGACUUUUUUUUAAAUUAUGUGUUUUUUCUUUAAUUUUUUAACACUGUGCGACUAAAAUUACAUUAUUUUUCCUCAUAAUAUUGGAAGUUUAUUCUCCUAAUAUUGUGAUUUUUUUUUCUUGUUACACUAUGACUUUUUUCUCAAUAUUUUUACUUUAUUCUCCUAAAAUUAAAGCAGUGUUUUCAUCUUUGCCGUGUUUUUUUUUUAUUUUUCAACUAUUUACACUUUUUUCUUGUACAUUUUAUUGUCAUUUUGACUUUAUUGUAACAUUUGAACUUUUUCCGUAACCUAAUUUUUCCAAAAAUGACAACUUUAUUCAUUUUUUUUUGUUACUCUUUAGAAUAACGUCUUUUUUCUUUAAUAUUUCAAUGCUACUAAAAUGAUGUUGUUUUUCAUCAUAAUAUGACCGCGUCAUUCUCGUAAAAUUCUAACUUUUACUCUCAAGACGACAAUUGCCAGUGACAAUUAUGAUUUUUCAGCUUUCUUGUUAAGUUGUAUUUUUAGAACGUGCCGCAGGCCGCAAAUGGCCCCCGGGCCGCACUUUGGACACACCUGAUCUAGAGCAUCACAAACACACUGACUGGUUGACAUGCCUGCUGAGUAUGCUGGCCAUUCAAGAAUCAGGAUGUUUUCUUUCAUCUCAAGUCUCAAGACAAGACGUGUAAGUCCAAGUCAAGUCUCAAGUCAAGACCAGACAGGUCGAGUCAGGUCCAAAGUCAUUGGCUUAAAAUGUUUGAGUCCUUAGUUUCAUAAGCACUGUUUAGUGUUUACCAAAUAAAAUGCCAUUUUUACAAUGUAACUACCAAUUCCAUUUUACAUUACAAUGAAUGCAUUUUGAAUUGUGGCAAGAUUUAAGAUUACUGACAAAGCAUUCAGGAUUUAUUCCGCGCAAACCAGUACAAGUUAACUUUUGAAGACGUUCUACGUAUAUUCAUUUUGCGUAGUUAACUCUGUGUGUUUGAAAUAAUAACUUCCUGCCACUCUGGCGCUCACGGAAAUGUGAGCCACACCCUCGUUGCUUGUUCUUCAGCCUGAUGGGACGUGAAUGGAUGCAUUCAGUGCGGCAGAUUCUGUGUUUUCUUGCUGGAAAUGACAUAACGAUCAUGUUAGUUGAAUACGUUGAACGGGGACACAUUUCACUCAACACAUUCACUGAAAAUCUCAAUUGUUUUCAAGUCAUCAGACUAAUGUCAGAGCCAAGUCCCGAGUCAUUCACGUCAACGUCCCAAGUCGAGUGGCAGGUCUCUGAUGACAUUGUCAAGCCGAGUCCAAAGCCGAGGCUGACGAGUCCACAGCUCUGCUAAACACAACGUGGAAGGUCUGCUGAGGGCGCGCUCAACAAAACCAAACAAUUUUGAAUCGUAUCAAAUCAAGCAUGUGCACGUUCAAUUCUGUCUAAAAAUAACUUUUUAUUGAAAAAUAAACGGCAAAGGAGACACUUGAAGAAAGUCUUGAAGAACAUUGAACUAUACAUUGUUCAAACUGACUAAACUACUCCUGGGGCCACUUGUAACCUCAAAAAACCCAAACUGCAGCUCAAAUGCUGCCAUACCCAAUUUACAUUAGGUGAGAGAAAACACUGAAAGAACUCCGAGUAGUUAAAUUACCGUUGUUAACUUGUCAUAGUGUCACUAUUAAGCAAUAACCAAUGUACAGCAAAUAAAUAAACCUCAGUAUAUUUCACAUAUUUGUUCCAAAGAGCUUAAGAGUCUUUCCCCCCCCUAAAUGGAAGCAGUUAAAUUGAAUAUGUACAAAAAGAUAUACAAGAAUGGACAUUGAAAAAGUGCUCGACAACAAAUAAUCCAUGAUCCCAUGCAUUGUGUAUUACCACAUUUUUCAUUUAGAAAUACACUCUGUGGACUUUGAAUCAAAUGAGGUCCAGUGCAAAUUGUGCCUUUACAAAUAUACCCAUGCGCACUUUUGAUUGACACUGUAAAAAAAGGCAAAUGCUAAGGGUGCCAUGGCCUCCACGGGGCGCCAGAAAAUCAAGAAAUUUUAAUAUAACUAUAUUUAAAAGUGGUUAUUAUUACCAUUAACUUUUAAAAUGGAAAAGUUCACAUUGAUUCUAAUGUAAAGUAAAAGCCGAUGAAUAAUACUGCAAAUGAUAACAAGUAAGUGUCUUCGCACCCAUCAGUGUUUGUGUAUAGUUAUUGCAUAGUGUAAAUGGAGCUUAUGUAGAGUUAUUGUGCAAAAACUGUGUGCUUAUUGAAAUUGUUUGAUGUUGAUUGUUACUGACUUACUGAUUUUUUGUAUUUACAGUCGUCCCUCGCAAUAUCGUGGUUCGAUUAUCGCUCCCUCGCUAUAUUGCGUUUUUUUUUUCCAGAAAUUAAUUCAUAAAUGAUCACUGUUUUGUGGUAGACUACCGUCAAUUAUUAGUCCAAACAUAUUGGAAUACAAGUGAUAUGUAGUAAUCUGUUAGUAAUAAUGUUACAAGUUCUCCUCCCAUCCCAUGUGGAAGUAGUAUUUUUUUCAGCUUCUUAUGUUUAAAAGAAAUAAAUUUGAGGCUAACAGGUUAGCUCGCUAGCUAGCGGCCGUCUAAAGUCCCUACAGCAUCAGAUUUGCAAUGUGGUGUAAACACUAAAUAGGAGUGUAAAGGUUUUCAUUUCAUGUCUGCAGGGCUGUAAUGAUGUUAAUUAAAAAACAUACUUAGAAAGUCAUAAACAGGUUUUCUAUGUUGUAACUCCGAAAAUAGCCACUCUAUUAACAUUGCGGAAAUUCAUUUAACGUGGUUGCGUCUGGAAUCAAUUAACCGCUAUCAACGAGGGACAACUCUAUUUGGAAUUAGUUCAGCAUGUAAAUUGGGCGACAAGUUAUUUUAUAAAUUAAAGACAAUAACCAUUUGUAAAUGUAAUGGAGGGGGGUGCCACAUGAAAUCUUGCCACUUUGGUUAGGACGGGCUCUGUAUUUAACAAUACUGUUGCUGUAGUGUUUCUUAUAAUGUGGUUCAAUCAAAAGUGAGACUUAAGACCUCAUAGUAAUUUGUUCUUCAUAGUAGAUGUGCCAUUUAAUACAUCUGUAAGGCACAGUUCGUUUUUGAGUUUGAUGAAUCAAACCCAAUACUGGUUGUCUUUCAGCGUUGGGGACUUGGAUCUGCGAGAGGACUUACAUUCUAUAGAGAUGGCUGGUAAUGAAUUUCUACCAAUAACUCUUUCACAACCUCUAAUAUUGUCAUCACUACUUGUUGCCUCAGCUUCAAAUGGCCCCCAGAAGGUCAUUCCGGGGGCCAGACUCCGCCUCCUUGGGCCUUCAGGUGCCCUGGGAGAGGCGGCACAGCUGGCGGGGCCAAGCGGGGUGACCACCACAGAGGGCAUAGCCACGCUUCGCUCCGGCCGGCCCAAGUAUGGACUGCCCUCGGCGGGUAACUGCACGGCGCCGAGCUCCUGCAGGAGACGCAUUCUUGCCUGCUUCUCCUUGCGGUGUCGGAACACCAGGAUCAACACCACCAGGAUCACGAUGAGGAGCAGGCAGGCCAGCAGAGGCAGGAUGAUGAGCAGAGGGUCCGAGGCAGGCCGAGGGAGGACCUCCACGUGAACCGGAUGGGCGUCAGGAGGCAGAGCUGGGCCAUGUUCUGGCUCGGAUGGGGGGCGAGGCUUCGGGGCGCCUCCUGACCGGCCGCCAUGAUUCCCACCGCGUGUGUGGUUUGCUAUGCGGGUGUGAGGCCUCACUUUAUGAUGCGUCUUAUUGUGGUUCCUCAGUGUUAUGAUGUGAGGGUGCAUCCCCAAUUCUACCUUGCCGGAUGUUGCGACUCCCUUUCGCCCCCCUCCUUUCACCGCUCCUGCGGUGGUCUUGCUGCGUGUCGGCAGGCGGGUGGUGGUCUUGUGCUCGCUAUUCGCUCCGUCCGCUUUAUUCACACCAGUGGGACCGUGGCGCAUCUGGUGGUGAGGUAAGAUGGUGAAGUGAAGCUCACCUUUUGCUGGUUGGACAUUUCCAGCCUUCAGCAUGAAGACAAAAGAAUCGUUGAGAGGCGUGGCAGGGGCGUGGCCUCGGGCCGUUGUGAGCGCCGAUUCGUUGCUUUGGAGUUGAUUGUCGCUGUCACUCAGAGUCUCCUCGAUGGCUACGCGUCCUUGCACCACGUCACGAAAUGUGAACGACUUCAGGACCUCUGAUGCUCGGAUGGGAUCGUAGGUCAUCUGCAGGCAUGCAAGCACAACAAAGGCAGUUGGGGGUUCCGUGUACUGGUGUGUGUACUGUACUGAGCGCUUUUCAAGGCACCCAAGUGCUUCACAAUGAAGUGAACCCAUCAUUCAUUCCCUCCUCAGUCGCACACUGGUGGUGGUAAUCUACAUCCGUAGUCACAACUGCUCUGGUGUAGUCUGACGGAAACGUGGCUGCUAAUUCGCGCUACGGCCUCUACGACCACCACCAAACAUCCAUGGGUGAAGUGCCCCGGGACACAACAACAGCGACUGGGCGGAAGGAGCGAGGAUUGAACCGCCAACCUUCCGGUUUACCCCCUGAGCCCGCCCUGUAUAGCUGCCACAUACUGUACAGUACAGUUCUGCUGCCUUUGCUCACAUUUCACCUCAGUGUGGUGUAAAUACAGUAUGCACAUGCUGUCCAUAUUCAACUAUCUCUGUUUGUCAUACUAAGACAGAGAUGACAGGUCAUCAGGUGUGCCGCAGUUGUAUCAAUUUCACUUACUUGGUCUGAAAAACCUAUAUUAAUUAUAUGUAAAUACAUUUUAUUUACUACUAUAAAUUUGACUUUGUUUAUCUAUGCAUUAGCAAUUAAAUUGAAUCCAAAUGAAAUGACUCAACACUGACCUCUAGUGGUUCAUUCUAUCCAGUGCUUACUGAUGGAGAUUGACCUACCUUAUGUGACAUUGUGCAUGUUUUUUGCCAGAAUUUAUUGGUAUAAAUCAUUUUUUUAUUUAAUAAAACUUAACAAAAUAACAUAUAUAACAUGUCUGGCAUAAACUAUGCAUGUCUACUGGUGAUAGUUUGGCAUUACUGUCAUAAAUGCCAAAUAAUAAUGUGUAUGGUUUGACUGUGUUCCAGUGUGUGAUUCUAUUUUCUAUGCCGCUUAUCCUAAUUAGGGUGGUGGGGUAUGCUGGAGCCUAUCCCAGCUGACUUAGAGCGAGAGGCGGGAUACACCCUGGACUGGUCGCCAGCCAAUCGCAGGGCACAAAUAGACAAACCAUUCAGGCGCCCUGGUAGUCGAAAGCAUUUCAAUGUAACCCCGCACAUUGGCUAACAUAAGAGGCGGCCCUUCAUUUAUAUGAACCAGAGAACAGAACAGAAAACAACAAAGGUUUGACACAAUUCAUAAUCAGUGAG
Molecule: messenger RNA, 11662 nt
Organism: Dunckerocampus dactyliophorus (ringed pipefish)
Lineage: Eukaryota; Metazoa; Chordata; Actinopteri; Syngnathiformes; Syngnathidae
Product: sorting nexin-18-like
Exons: 4
Coding region: 394-2034 (546 amino acids)
Biological process (GO): mitotic cell cycle; endocytosis; cleavage furrow formation
Cellular component (GO): cytoplasmic vesicle; plasma membrane
Molecular function (GO): phosphatidylinositol binding; protein binding
Source: RefSeq, a predicted model, not a curated record